Messenger RNA from Mirounga angustirostris (Northern elephant seal), 2225 nucleotides. RefSeq names its product pyrroline-5-carboxylate reductase 3 (gene PYCR3). Gene Ontology annotation, molecular function: pyrroline-5-carboxylate reductase activity. NCBI's taxonomy places the organism in Eukaryota, Metazoa, Chordata, Mammalia, Carnivora, Phocidae. The transcript has 6 exons. The coding region runs from base 52 to 864 and encodes 270 amino acids. Gene Ontology annotation, biological process: L-proline biosynthetic process. The record is from RefSeq and is a predicted model, not a curated record.
GGCGGGGCCGAGGGCGUGGGGCGGGGCAAGGCCAGGCCAGGCCGUGGCGAGAUGGCGGCGGCGGAGACGCAGGGGAUGGACCCGCUUCGCGUGGGCUUCGUGGGCGCGGGACGUAUGGCGGAGGCCAUCGCGCAGGGCUUCAUCCGAGCAGGAAAACUAGAAGCUGAGCACAUACUGGCCAGUGCACCAACUGACAGGAACCUCUGUCACUUCCAGGCUCUGGGCUGCCGGACCACCCACUCCAACCAGGAGGUUCUGCAGAACUGCUUGCUGGUCUUCUUUGCUACCAAGCCUCAUGUCCUGCCCACUGUCCUGGCCGAGGUGGCCCCUGUGGUAACCACUAAGCACAUCUUGGUGUCUGUGGCUGCCGGGGUCUCUCUGAGCACCCUGGAAGAGCUGCUGCCCCCGACCACACGGGUGCUGCGGGUCUCACCCAACCUGCCCUGCAUGGUUCAGGAGGGGGCCAUAGUGAUGGCACGGGGCCGCCACGCCGGAAGCAGCGAGGCCAAGCUCCUGCAGACCCUGCUGGAGGCCUGCGGGCAGUGCGAGGAGGUACCUGAGGCCCACGUGGACAUCCACACUGGCCUCAGUGGCAGCGGAGUGGCCUUCGUGAGUGUCGUCUCAUCCCCCACCCCCAGGUGUGUGCCUUCUCCGAGGCCCUGGCCGAAGGUGCCAUCAAGAUGGGCAUGCCGGGUGGCCUGGCCCACCGCAUUGCCGCUCAGACCCUGCUGGGAACAGCUAAGAUGUUGCAGCAGAAGGGGCAGCACCCAGCUCAGCUGCGGACAGACGUGUGCACGCCGGGCGGCACCACCAUCUACGGGCUGCACGCCCUGGAGCAGGGUGGGCUUCGGGCCGCCACCAUGAAUGCCGUGGAGGCCGCCACCUCCCGGGCCAGGGAGCUCGGUGGGAAGUAGGGAACAGGCAGGGGCUGUGGGCUGCCCCCAGUCCCUCCUUCCUUGCCCCUUCCCCAGGACUGCAGCUCCCCCACCACGCAGGAGCCUCCUGGCUGCCCCCCGACCUCCACACGAGGAAAUGAGAAGGGACAAGACGGGAAGGUUUCACAGGCAGGGGAUCCCCUCACCAUGGGAACCUCCCCCCCCCCACCGCAGGGCAGAAGGCACCAUGGCAGUGGCCCGCCGUCAGGUCUGGGGAUGUGCUGGCCAGGUGCCCCGUGUGCUCAGCUGGUGGGUUGGGGGCAGGAGCAGGGCUGCUGCUGGAGCAGCUGGGUAGGCCCUUCCGACAGCUUUCUGACUGCAGCCAGCUCGGGGGCGGGGGCGGGGGCGGGGGCGGGGGGGCACCCAAACACCGCACAGGAGACCGGCUCCCCCUCAGUGAAGCCAGCACUGGUAGGCCCCCACAUCGGUCUUGUCCUCGGGUUGACCUGCCAUGGCGGGGGGCGUCACCCGCAGGGAGCUAGCCCCUGAGAAAACAACGGGGCUGGCUGCCCUUUGCUCUUUGCCUGGCUCAGGAGGAGCUGCACCGGGUCCUUCCCUUGGGAGCCCCCACGAACAGAGCGCUGGGCGGAUGGGCCGCAGUGCUGAUCAGCAGCAGGCCAGUGCAGGGAGGUCGGGCCUAGCCGGCUGCAGAACAGGGACUUGGCUCCAGCUGGGUGUGGGCCCCCUCCCCCAGCUAAGCUCCUGGCAAGUGGCAGGUGGAACCGGCCCUGAUGACCGUUCCCUGGGUUGUCCUGGAGGGUCUCCUGGCCUGGUCUCUGACUGCAGGACAUGGCUCUUCGGCACAUCCCUGGCCAGGAAAGCCAGGAACUUGGGUCCCACACCAAGGCCAUGGGGCCUUUGGGUGGAGGAUGGGCUGCCUGCCUCUUUCCCCGACGCUGCCCCUGAGACUCCUGGAGCCUCCCCACCCCACGAAGGCCCCGGAGUGCUGGAGCUCCCCUCACUUCCACCCGGUGGCCUACUGAGACUGGGCCAGCCACAAAGUGGAGCAAGCUGCCUCCAGUUUACCAGCUGAGACUUGAAGCAAAUCAGCCCUAUCUGCACGUGGCUGAUAGCACCCCCACAGCAGUGCUCCCCCCGCUCACGCUCCCGUGCUCCAUCCCCAGCCUUCGGCCUGUCCUCCCACGCACAUCCCCAGACCUGCUGCCCCCCUCCCCGCCGUGGUCCUUCCUUGGCCAACGGGCCCUUCCACCGGUCAGAAGGGUCCGCCCGAGGCCAUUUCCACACCUGACUGAUCUGUGAGAUGGGAAUAAAGGCACCGUCUGCACCGAG